This is a messenger RNA of Brugia malayi, 1335 nucleotides long. RefSeq lists its product as uncharacterized. Bases 1 to 1335 code for a protein of 444 amino acids. The transcript has 4 exons. Lineage: Eukaryota; Metazoa; Nematoda; Chromadorea; Rhabditida; Onchocercidae. The record is from RefSeq and is a predicted model, not a curated record.
AUGGACGAUAAUUUGGCGGAUUACCGGCGAUUCUGUGCUAAUCGUUUAAAGCGAUUGGAACGCUGUAAAAAAACGAAAAGUUUUUGCAAUUUGGACGACGAAGUUCCUUACCCAUUUGCCAGCUCCGGUUUUGAUUUUAUGCUAAGGGAAUCGGAAAUUUCUGCGUCUCACGGUGGUAACAUAACGUUUUCUAGAUGCUCUGAAAAUACUGUCCUUUCUUCUGUCAAAUCAGAGACAAUCCCCUUUUGUUUAGGAACAAACACGUUUUGUUCUGAGUCAAAGACUGCUCCUAUGACAAAUUCCCCUCGUUUCGGGUCUAAGGGAGCUUUUUCCAUCAAUGUUACCUCCUCCACAACUGAAGCAAAUCCAACAAAACAUUUAUCAGUUGCUGAUUCAUACCGGAAAGGCACACCGGUAACACCUAACUUUGUGCAGACUGAUAACAGCAAUAACAAUAAUGGUUAUUUGCCUCCACCUGCAUGCUUAUCACCAUACUCCUCCUUAACUAUUACCUUGUCAACUGUAUCAUCACAAUCCUCAAUAUUGUCAACAAAGAAGCCUGAAUCAGUGACAAAGACCACGAUAACAAGCGUUAAUAAUAGCGCUGAUUGUAAUGAUUCUAAUCGAAGAGCACAAAGGAAUUUCGAUCUUUUGCGCGAAAAAAUGAUCUCGCUGAUGGAAAAUGACGUCCGAUUGCUGCAACAGUUAUUAGCACUUGGAGAUUCCAUCCAGGAAUUGAAAUCCAAAAGUCAAGCUCAUCACUGUAGCCAAUUAUCCCUGAAUUCGUUAGAGGAGGAAAUUGAUGACGAUGAGGAGUGGUGGUCCGAUAAUAAGACGAAAACAUUCAAUAAGUCAAUAUCAGCAGUUACUAAUUUGUAUGUGGAUGAUGAGCCGAAGGAAAAUCAAAACAAGCAGUACUUUUCUCGCAAGAAUUCUGUCCUUCGCAUACCAAUUCCGCCAAGAAGUUGUAAUCGAAUGUCAACAAAUGAAAAAUUGCAUCGUCGAUUGUCACAAUUGUCACAACGUUGCCAGCAGUUACAUCAUCAAGAGCAGCGGCAGCAUCAGCAGGAAUUAGUCAAGGAAAAUUCAUCGCAGACUGAUGGUAAUAUCAUUUCAACAAGAGAUUUAUUACCGCUCAUUGCUGUGACGUGUCCUUCUUCAUGCCAAACUCAAUCAAUUCCACUACAUGUCCCAUCAGCAACAAUAAAACAAACAUUUGACACCACAGAUACUCGCAUAUCUAAUGGUAGCAUCGAUAGCGGUAUUCGAGAUGGAAGUUGUAGCAGUUCUUCUGCUGGUAGUUUAAGUCCAUUCUUAAAAAAUGAGAAAUGUUAA